AAAAUUUUUUCGAUCAACACUCAGGGGGAUAUUUACCAUAUAUUUUUGUACAUUUUGCAAGUGUAAUUUCAAUUUACAUUUGAAAUUGCUAAAAACACCACAAGAGACACCAACAAAGAAACGCUAAGUUGCAACAAUUCGAUAUUUCCAGGGUCGCAGAUUGGGGCGAACACUAGCUAUACAGAUACUACUCGGAACGUGGACAAUGCAACAGAGACCCAUGCCAGUCUGCCGAUGGUCCAUCAGGAGUUGAAUUCAACAGAGAGCCUAGACGGAGGCGCUGGAGGAGGAGGAGGCGGAGGCGUAGGCGCAGACGGCUCUGGCACACAGCCUGGACUGGCCAAGGAGCAGCAGCAGCAGCGUCCCAAGUCGGCCAACAAGCAAAGCACCGCCACGCCCACAUCUAUAGCGAAUGACGUGGCCAAGGCAGCCGCCUUAGCAGGAACGCGCAUCACCAUCCUGACCAGAAGCGAUUCGGUGCUUUCUUCAGGACCGGAGACAGGACAGACACAGCAGCAGCAGCAGCAGCCGCCGCCUGCACAGAAGCCCACAAAAUCCAUUGCAUCCACCGCAGCUCCGAUUCCAGCUGCAGCGGCAGCAUUGGUCGAGCCUUUUAUUUCAUCCAACGAAAAGUCGAUGCAGCAGCGUGCGCAGCGGCAGUCGUCGAGCACCACGAGUUCAGGGACAUCCUCGUCGGCCGCCUCCACGCCCACGCAUCAACCGAAACAGACGCAGCAACAGAGGCAGCAGCAACAUAAUAACGCUGGAGGAAGAGCCCCAGUGGCAUUCACACAGCCUUCAACGCGCAUGUCGCCGGCUGUGGUGCUGCUUACGGGCGCCACGACCACCAACACGACAAGCAAAAAGAAUCGCAAGGUUAUGAAGCGUGCAAAAGAGAUGGAAAAGAAGAAACUGAUCAAACCGUCGCCAUCAUCGUCCACAAACUACAGCAGUGAUCAGAGCCAGGGCAGCAGCGGCAUCUACAACAACAUUAGCUGUAGCAUGGAGAAAGCAGAGGCUGGCGCAGAAGCCAAUAGCACGAGCAAUAACUCUGAUGCUUCUCCUCCAAGACCAGUGGCAGAAGAAGGAACACCAGCGGCAGUAUCAGCAGGAGAACUGUCUGCAGAGACAGCCAAAAGGGCAGAGGCGGCAGCGGCAGCAGCAGCUGCAGCUGUUGAAGAGAAGGCGCAACCGACGACUGAUAAGCUUAGUGCAUCAUCUAGUAGUAAUUCUAGCGUAAGUUCUAGUCUAAGUGACAAGCCACACCACGUGCAACCCAAAGAGGAGACGCCACAGAUUGGCCACAACAACAACAAUGACGAAAAAGAUGAUUUCGCAGUAAAUGAGAAACAGAGCAGCGCACUAGAACCGGAGAAAAAGGAACAAAACGUUGCCGAAACAAAGGCUGAGCAGCAUCACAUACCAAUCGAUGAAAUAGUCUCAAAAUUCUUGCUAAGAGAUAGCCCCAGCACAACGGACAUACAUGGGGUGAUGACGCCACAACUGGAGUUCCUCAACAGCAGUGGUUCCACGUGCGGAGAGGAUGAUAUCUGCCGACCUGCUCCUUGCAGUGUAUGGCCCACGAAGAGUGAGGAGAGUGUCGCCGUGGCCGAUCUGAAGUUUGGCGAUUUCCAGGAGGAUUCCCGAGAGAACGAGACCGAGACCGGUAUAGGUUUCAUUUGCAGCUCAACUUGGUCCAGCUCGACGGUAACGGAGCCCAGCGAGGAUCCACGCGAUGAGGUUUCCUCGCAGAGCAGUCAGAUAUCGGUGCCCAACGCUGCCAGCGCCGCCUCGACUACCACCACCACCACCCCGACAUUAGCCAGUAGCAGCAGCACCAGCUUUAGCACUGACUACGUGGACUGCGCUCCCAAGCAGAGUACGACUACCACGGAUAUAUCGACUACGGCAAGCAGCAUCAGCGCUGGGCGCACCUCUAGCAGCACCUCGAGUAGCAAGAAAAGCUCUCCGGUACACAAUAGACGCAAAAAUUCCGGCUCGCCAAAGCCCAAGGGCGGCGCCAAGAAACAACAAGAACAGGCCCUGCCCCCGGGUUCCCCUUCUAUAAGUCCCACGCCCGCAGCGGCGACAGCCACGCCCGCUACCACCGUGAAGUUUAUCCGCUACUCCAUGGACGAACUACGCAAACUCUGCGAACUUGCCGAUUCGCGAAAGGCCCCGCUGGUGCCCUGCCACAAGGGCGACUGCAUCUCGCAGCUGUUCGUGCCCCGCCUAAUCAUUCAUCCGCAUGCUCACGUGCAGCACCACAACCACCAGCAACAGCACGCUUCACAGUAUCAGCACAUCAACUUCAACGAAUCGCUGGACUUUGUGCCGGGCAAGCGGGGACGCGGCCACGGCGGCUCGAAUAAGAAGCAUCACGACGGCGGCCAUCAGCAGAUGGGCUCUGGCUCUGGCUCCGGUAACAUGGGUGGUCCUGGUGCUGGUAGCGGCGGCAGUUCGGGCUCCAAUCAACGCCACAUGGACAUUAUACGCGUGCAGCUGUCGCUCAAAGAGGAGAUCAAGCUGUCGGAGUGCGAGAAUGCCUGGCAGCCGGAGCCGUUGCGUCGCAAGGCUCCAGCCGCAGCCAGUGGUGGUGGUGGUGCCUCGGAGGAAGAUGGCGACAUUGACGGUGUGCUGAAGAAGGUGCGCGGCAUUUUGAACAAGCUGACGCCGGAUAACUUCGAUGUGCUGCUCAAGGAGAUGUCCAGCAUUAAGAUGGAUAGCGAGAGCAAGAUGACGAAUGUCAUGCUGCUGAUCUUCGAGAAGACCAUCAGUGAGCCGAACUUUGCCCCCACAUAUGCGCGAUUCUGCAAGGUUUUGUUCCAUGAGAUCAAGGCCGAGAACAAAUCGCUCUUCACCUCAUCCCUCAUCACGCGGAUUCAGCACGAGUUUGAGUCGAAUGUAAACGACGCCAAUGCCAAGACCAAGAAGCUGCAGCCCACCAUGGACAAGAUGAACCAGAGCACUGAUACGGCUCGCAAGGCCGAGCUGCGGGCGGAGAUGGAGGACCUGGAGUAUCAGUUUCGGCGUCGCGCCUGGGGCACUGUUCGCUUCAUUGGGGAGCUCUACAAGCUGCAGUCGCUGACCAGCGACCGUGUGCUGCACUGCGUGGAGUCGCUGCUGGAGCACGGCUGCGAGGAAAAGCUCGAGUACAUGUGCAAGCUGCUGACCACCGUGGGCCACCUGCUGGAGAGCACCCUGCCCGACCAGUACCAGCUACGCGAUCGCAACGAGAAGAUAUUCCGCCGCAUUCAGGAUAUCGUGAAUCGUUCACGUGCCACGUCGAACCGCCAGCCGCAGUUUAAGAUAAGCAGCCGCGUGCGCUUCAUGAUGCAGGAUGUGCUGGACCUGCGCGUGCGCAACUGGGAUCAGCCUGUGACGCCGCAGCAGCUGAGCGGCCGUCAGCGCCACAAGCACGAUGACUCCAAGGAUCAACAGCAGCAGCAUGGGGGACGAGUCAGCAUGGGCCCACAGAGCGGCGGGCACUAUCAGCAGCAAAAGCAGCAUCAACACGGCGGCGCCCAUGGCCACGACAGCGGCAACUACUUUCUGCAAAAGUCGCACAACAAACAGCAGCAGGACAACCAGGCCCUCAGCAUCGAUCCGAACAAGCUGCGCUUCAGCAGCAGCAACGCCAACGACGACUCUAGCGCCAAGCUGGGUAACUCGUCGCAAUACCAGUGGCGCAGUGUCAGCAAUCGUCCGGUGAGCGCCACUCCGUCGAGUGGGCAACCCACCAGCCUUUUAAAGCGCGCGACCUCCGGGGGACAGAACUUCACGUACUCGCCGUAUCAGCAGCAGCCAGCGUCGGCUGGCGCUCCCACACAGCCUGGCAAUAGAAACAGCAGCCAGGAACCGUCGCACAUCCACGCGACCUUGGAUGGGAAACAGUGCCAGGAGAUGAUUUCCAAGCUGGUGGAGGAGGCCCUCAACGAGCGCAACUGGCAGCCAGAGGUGCUGGGCAUGUGGCGGUCGCUUCAGGCGAAGUAUCACGCGGCCGUGGUGCACUACUUGCUCAUGGACUAUCUGCACCGGGCGACAGUGAAGCGGCAGGAGCGGCUGGCCUGUGCCAAUGUCUUUGCGUUCCUGAUGACCAAGGAGGCCAUCGACAAGGCGACGUUUGCUCAGGGUUACGCGAAAUUUGCCGAAGACCUGCCCGACCUGUUGGUGGAUGUGCCCAACGGCAUGGGGUAUGUGUUCGAGUUCCUGGGCCCUAUCAUGCAUGCGGGUCGGCUGGAGCUGAAGGAUAUCUGGCACCGCCGCUGGCAAGAGGACUUCUACGUCACGGAGCGUUUUGUGUUUGCCUUCGUCAACUAUUUCGUGCGGGAGUUCGGUGCCGGCUACAUACGCAAGCUGUGGCACAGCGAGCUCAAGCUGGAUCGAGGCCAAAUGUUCUGGGGCGACUGUCGCAAGCAUCGCGACUUUGUCAAGUCGAACAAGUUCUACUUCCUGGACUCCAGCCAGGGCCAAACUGGUGGCCAGAGGGUGAAGCUCACGCCGCUGCAGCGCUCCCCGGAGGACCAUGUGGGUCGGAUCAGGUAUCUGCUGGGACAAUCUGGCGACAUGGCCAUUGACUAUAUAAACACCAAUGUCGGCGUCUCCGCCGACUUUGUGAGGGAGCUCACGCGAUUCCUCUGCUGUGAUUUCGCACUGACUGUGAUUGCAACAACAAACAACAACAAGGCCGCCGGCAAGAGCGGCAGCAGCCCAAAACCGCUGCAGCUGAACGCCGAGUGCUUCAGGAGCCGCUGCACGCCCCUGUUGCGUCUGUGCAUCGAUGCCCAGGAGCCGCUGGAGAUCGCCUGCAUCGAUGCGACAGUUGACUCGCUGCAGGAGCACUUCAUGGCCGAGCUGGAGGACGAGAUGGCCGCGUACGAUACCAUCUGUAAUGCGUUCAGCGUGCUGUACGACUCCGAGGUGAUACCCAAGGAAUCCUUCGACAAGUGGUACAAGCUGGAGAUCGAACACUCAUCCAGUUACCGCAGGCCCUUCAUUGACAAUUUGCGCGGCUUCAUCGGGGAUCUAUAGAAGAACACCAAAGAGAACGUAUUUACAAGAACAACGAGGAAACACACACACACACACAAACACACGAAUUCAGAAGAUGACACACCCAACACAAGAAUCUAGAAUCUAACAAUAUCAAAGAGCUAGCGCGGUCGCAAGUCUAGAAGAUAAUCGUACAACGACGCUAACCAUUAGCCCAAAUAAGGCAUACCCCAAACACAGACACACACAUACACCCAAACACACACACACACAAACACGUAUAGUUAGUUGUUCGAUAAAAAAUUGAAAUUUCUUGUUUCUAAACACAAAACAUAACAACAGAACAGAAAAUAUCAACACCAACAACAACAGCAACAGAAACUACAACAGAAACAUUCACUGGCCAAGAAGAGCUCAUGAUUUCAUUUUUAUCACAAUACGUUCCUUAAAAGAGAUGUUAAGACGCUUUUCGUUCGAUGACAGGGUCAUCCAAAAAGCAACAAAACACACACACACACAAAACCCGUAUCGAGAAUCAAAUAAAUAAAAAAUAAUAAAAAUGCAAAAAAUGGAAAAGAUAAAAAAGAAAAUGAAAAUGGUAUAACAGAAUCUCCCAUUGAAGAAAAGCAAAGUUCAAGUUCAGUGCAAGGCAGGGUAAAUGAAACAUUAACUGAUAUACAGUAUAGUAUAUACGAGUAUAUAUAGCAUACUUUACAUAUAUAUAGGAUAUAUAGGAAUCAAUUCGUUUUGUUUUCGUAAACCACAGUAUUUCGUUGAUUAUAAACAAUUUUGUGUUUCCGCUGAGGAGAGAACAUUGUUCUUUCGUUGGCUCUUUAUCUCUUUAUCUUUGAUAGCUUAUCGUAUACGUUUCUCUAGACCUUAAUCGAAUCUUUUGUUCAGUUUUUACCUUUCAGUACAAAGCUUUAUGAAUUUGCGUUGUUUUGUUUAUUCGAUUUAUUAUUAUUAUAAAAAACUAUUGCCUACGUUUAAUUAUUGUGAUUUCUGCGAGAACGGCUCAAAAUGAAACUGAAACCUAAACCCAGAAAUUAACCCCAAAUCCCCUUUAAACCCAACCUUUCUCCAAAAAACAGAUCUAUAUUUAAAGCCUCAAGUCCUGAGGUCCUUACUGUUCGAUCCAAAAACGGAAAAACUCCACAAAAAUCAAGUAUAACAGAUAAUAGGUUAUACACAAAAAAAAAAAAACAAAAAAGGAUGAACGAAAGAAAGAAAAAAAAAUAUACUAGACGUAUAAAAAAAAAUUGUAAAUUAUAAACAAAUUAAAAGUAAAGACAUGUAAAGUAUUUAUAACACAAAUCCAUGAUACAUGAUUGAUUAUCCAAAGAUAAAUCUAAAGAAAUUAGCUGUAAAAAGGAAAGAAAAAAUACACUAUUCUUAAAGCCGAAUCGUCUAUGAAGAAAAACAACCAACCCGACCCCCUAACUAUAAAGCUAUUUAAACCAAAUUUAAGAGAAGGAAGACGAAACGAAAAAUAAUCUAAUGUAAAAGCAUAUAGAAACACUCACAACAUCAUUAAGAGACAAGGAAAAACAGAAAAAAGAAAAACAAAGAGCUCUAAGCCGCCUUCGAUUAGUUAUUUUUAUAAAAUUGAGUGAAAAACAAAAUUGAACAAACAAACAAAAAA
Messenger RNA from Drosophila pseudoobscura, 6634 nucleotides. It is a transcript of the gene eIF4G2, whose product is annotated as eukaryotic translation initiation factor 4G2. Gene Ontology annotation, molecular function: protein binding; translation initiation factor activity; mRNA binding. The transcript is spliced from 5 exons. Lineage: Eukaryota; Metazoa; Arthropoda; Insecta; Diptera; Drosophilidae. Bases 235 to 5031 code for a protein of 1598 amino acids. Gene Ontology annotation, cellular component: eukaryotic translation initiation factor 4F complex. The record is from RefSeq and is a predicted model, not a curated record.